This is a messenger RNA of Drosophila grimshawi, 3123 nucleotides long. RefSeq names its product ATP-dependent DNA/RNA helicase DHX36 (gene Rhau). Gene Ontology annotation, molecular function: ATP binding; G-quadruplex RNA binding; DNA helicase activity. Gene Ontology annotation, cellular component: nucleus; intracellular anatomical structure; cytoplasm. Bases 37 to 2841 code for a protein of 934 amino acids. The record is from RefSeq and is a predicted model, not a curated record. NCBI's taxonomy places the organism in Eukaryota, Metazoa, Arthropoda, Insecta, Diptera, Drosophilidae. The transcript is spliced from 6 exons.
GCAUUUAGUUAAUUUCAUUGAUUGCUUGUGGAAAAAAUGCAUCGUGGUGGAAAGUCAUAUUCGCGUGGCGGCAAAUCCCACGCUCGUCCGCCCGGACUGAAAGGCAAGGAGAUUGGCCUGUAUUACAGGAAUCUUGCACGCCAACGUAAAAACAAUGCCACCACAGAUGAGCCAAAAAUUCGGUUGGGCUGUGAUGUUAGCGUUCCGCCGGGAAUUCUACGGCGAGUCACCGAAUACCUGGAGCAGUUUAAGGCUGGUCGCGAAUCGAAGGAGCAGCGCUUGGAUGCGAAAUUUAAAGAACAGUUUCGCCAUUUGUUGAGUGUGAAUUUUGAGACUUUUAUUGACGAGACAAAGGAACAAAAUAAGGAUUUAAAAUUGCGCAAUCCCGGCUUGGAUGAGCAUCUGCAAAAGCAGCAGAAAGAGCGCAUGGAAUCUGGGGAUGUUCGAGCACGUUACGAGGAGCGCAUGAAACUGCCAACAAUGGCGUAUGCUGCGGAUAUUAUCGAGGCUGUGGAACAAAACCAGGUGGUGUUAAUCGUGGGCAGCACCGGGUGCGGAAAGACCACACAGGUGCCCCAACUCCUGCUGGACGAUUGCAUAGAAAAGGGCAUUGGAUCUAGCUGUCGGAUUGUGUGCACCCAGCCGCGUCGCAUCUCGGCCAUUAGUGUGGCGGAGAGAGUUAGCUACGAGCGUGUGGAAUCCCUCGGCCAGUCGGUUGGCUAUCAGAUCCGCUUGGAAAGCCGUAAGCCCCGAGAGCGCGCCUCCAUCACGUACUGCACGACUGGUGUGCUGCUGCAGCAAUUGCAAUCGGAUCCACUGAUGCACAGCGCCAGUGUUCUGCUCCUCGAUGAGAUUCACGAGAGAAGCGUGGAAACAGAUGUUCUGAUGGCAUUACUUAAAUUAAUUCUGCCCCAUCGACCGGCGCUGAAGGUGAUUCUGAUGAGUGCCACUGUGCGGGAACAGGAUUUCUGUGAUUAUUUCGACAAUUGUCGAAUGUUUCGCAUCGAGGGUGUCAUGUAUCCCGUGAAGAUGCUCUACCUGGAGGACGUGCUCACCCUGACUGGCUAUCAGUUUGACAGCCGACAGAACAGACGCCGGCAUGAUCAGCCCGAGCAUAGAGCCAUGAUCGAGCCAUACUUAAGACGCCAGCGUGGCAGCUAUGAUAACAAAGUCUUAGAUCAGCUCCGGCUGCCUGAAUCCGAGGGUUGCGAGGACAUCGACUUUGUGGCCGAUCUCGUCUAUUACAUAUGCAGUAGCCAGUCAAGUGGUGCCAUAUUGGUGUUUAUGCCAGGCUACGACAAGAUUUCAAAACUGCAUAACACACUGACAAAUCCUCGCUCGGCGCUGGGCCAACGCUGGCGGGAUCAGUUGAUAGUCUAUCCACUGCAUUCGCUGCUGCCAUCCGUGGAGCAACAGUCGGUGUUUCGGCGAGCACCGCAGGGCAAGCGAAAGGUUAUAAUCUCUACGAUUAUUGCUGAGACUUCGGUGACCAUUGACGAUGUUGUCUAUGUGAUCAAUACGGGACGAACCAAAGUCACCAGCUAUGACAUCGAGACGAACAUUCAGGCGCUGGAGGAGUGCUGGGUCACGCUCGCCAAUACACAGCAGCGCAAAGGACGCGCAGGACGUGUUCAGCCCGGCAUUUGUUAUAACCUAUUUAGUCGGGCACGGGAGGCGCAGAUGGCGGAGGUGCCAACGCCAGAGAUCUUGCGCUGCAAACUGGAGUCCAUUGUGCUCAGCCUCAAAUUGCUGCACAUCGACGAUCCGUAUGCAUUUUUUCCAACAAUGAUCGAUGCACCAGACCAGAAGGCCGUCAGCAAUGCGGUUAAUCUGCUCAAGAGAAUUGAGGCGCUUGACAAUGUUGGUCAGCUAACGCCGCUGGGCUUGCAUCUGGCCAAACUGCCCAUUGAUCCGCAAAUGGGUAAAAUGAUACUUAUAUCAGCGCUAUUCCGUUGCCUGGAUCCCAUUACGUCAGCAGCGGCUGCGCUCUCGUUCAAGAGUCCCUUCUAUACGCCCAUGGGUCAGGAGCGUCGGGUAGACGAGGUCAAGCGCAAGUUGUCGCGUCAGAUGCGCAGUGAUCAUCUAAUGGUGCACAACACCAUUUGUGCCUAUCGCGAGAGCUGCGAGGCGCAUCGGUAUCGCGACUUUUGCUACAGUAAUUUCAUCAGCCAAAGAACAAUACAGCAGCUGGAGCGCAUGAAACAACAAUUUGCCGAUCUCCUAUGCAAUUACAAAUUUCUAACUUCAUCCGAUUGCUUGCACGACUCUUCGAACAUCAAUUCUGAGAAGAUUCCACUACUUCGCGCUAUAAUAGGUGGUGGCCUCUAUCCAAACAUGGCCCACUUAUGCAAAUCUCGACAAAUUAAGAAUCGAGUGCGCGCCAUUCACAACAUGUCCACAGACGAUGGUCGUCGUUGUAAUUUUCAUCCAUCAUCGGUGAACAGCGGCGAACGAGGAUUCGAUUCCAAUUACUUUGUGUAUUUUCAACGGCAGAAAUCAACAGCGCUUUAUCUUCUGGACGCCACCAUGGUGUUCCCCAUGGCUUUAAUCAUUUUUGGCGAUGGCGUCGAGUCGGGUGCCGUUGACAAAACCCCAUAUAUAUCGGUGGCCCAAACUUAUUAUUUCAAGUGCGAUCCGGAGACAGCGUCCGUAGUAAUUGAUUUACGGAAAAACUUGGCCCUGUUGCUGCUUGAAAAGGCCCUGAAUCCAGCUCAGAUAACAGAAAGCAGUGAUGACAACAAGUUAAUCCAAGCCAUAGAAGUUCUUCUCUCGAUUGAUGAAAGGAUGGGUGAUGAUGACGACGACGAAGUAAUGGAUUCCGACGAGAUUGAUGACAUUUAAAUUUUGGUUUUUUAUAUAAAUAGGUUUAUUGUGUAAAUGAUCAAAUCACUGUGUGAUGUUACCAAAAUAUUUAUUUAUAAUAGUUGUAUUAAAAAUGUAUAUAAAUUAAUGUCGUUAGGACCAAUGCGCAAGGCUUAGUCAUCCUCAAGCAGAGCAAAUACGUUCCUCGAGCGCGCUUUAUCGCAAUCAUCCUCAUCCGCAUUGGUUUCGUCGUUGGAGCUGUCCUCGUCAUUGUCAUCGCUAUCAGCGGCUAUAAUAAAUAAUAAUAAAUAUAAUAUAUAA